AUGGAUCUCCUGGAGUUGGGAGACAUGGGCAGUGGCUGUGAAGAUGAAAACUGUGGCCUUGCAUUGGGCUUCCCUGAAGACUGCUCCAAUCAGGAUUGUCAUGGGGAGGAAUCUGUGUUUGGACUGAUUGAGUUAGUGUGUGUGACUGUGGUUUAUAUUCCACUGAUGCUCUUUGGCCUUCUUGGAAAUAUACUGACAAUUCUGGUGGUUUGGCUCCGUCCGCACAUGAGAAGCUCUACCUACCUCUACCUGAGCAGCAUGGCUGUUAGUGAUCUGUUGAUACUCCUACUGCUGCCUCUGGAUCUAUAUAAGCUCUGGAGACCCAGACCCUGGCCUUUAGGAGACCUUGCCUGUAAGCUGACCAUGUUCCUCUCUGAGUGCUGCACCUUCUGUACCAUCCUCCACAUCACCUUCCUCUCCCUGGAGAGAUACCUGGCAGUCUGCUGGCCAAUCACAGCCAAGACCCUGGUGACGCGGCGCAGAACCAGGGCUCUUAUUGGCUGCCUCUGGCUGGGUGCAGCUGUCAGUGCAGCACCAGUGUUGCUCAUGGUUGGAGUGGAGGAAGUUGGGGGAGAAGAACUAGGGCUCAGCGGAUGGAGGGAAGAUGGAGGAUGGACAGGCAGGGAAGGAGAACAGAGAGGAUUUAUGAUAGGUGGAGGGGAAGGAGGAAGUGGACACAUGGCCUCGAUGAAUAGAGGAUUAGAGGAAAGAAGGUGGGAAGAAAAAGAGACAGAGGGACGGGAUGAAAGAGUUGGGGAGUUAAAAUGGUUCAGAGAGAAAGGCGAGAGAAAACUGGAAAUUGGAGAAACAGGAGGAGGCAAAGAGGGAGGAAAGAGGGAAGUUGAUGGAAAGCAGCAAAACAAAAUGAAAGAGGAUGAGGGAGGAGGAAGGGAGGAGGGUGUCGACAGAGGUCACAGAGGAGAGAUUGACAGGAGAGAGUGCCGCUGCACGGACUACGCCACCUCCUCUGGCCUGUUGGCGGCCAUGAUGAUUGUCUCCAACUUGUACUUCCUGGUUCCUCUCUGCAUCCUGGGAGUGGUCUACAGCCUGAUUGGACGGACACUGUGGCUCCGUCCACAAAGCAGCCGUAAAGACCAGAGUCACCGGCACACUGUCAAAAUGCUGGGAGUAAUUGUCUUGGCGUUUGUCCUGUGCUGGCUGCCCUUCCAUGUUGGCCGGACCAGUACAUACAUGUACUCUGACUCGCACGGCUAUUUUUUAUACUACCUGUCUCAGUAUGUCAACCUGGUGUCCUCAGUCCUCUUCUACCUCAGCGCUGCAGUCAAUCCUUUACUGUACAACCUGAUGUCUGCCAGAUACAGACACGCUGUACACAGCCUCUUACACUCACACUCUCACACACAGUCUCAGCAACUGCGCACGACACUCACAGCACGACACUCCACGACCACUUUGUAA
Messenger RNA from Lates calcarifer (barramundi perch), 1419 nucleotides. Its product is annotated as growth hormone secretagogue receptor type 1-like. Gene Ontology annotation, biological process: G protein-coupled receptor signaling pathway; hormone-mediated signaling pathway. The coding region runs from base 1 to 1419 and encodes 472 amino acids. Gene Ontology annotation, cellular component: plasma membrane. The transcript is spliced from 6 exons. Gene Ontology annotation, molecular function: growth hormone secretagogue receptor activity. Lineage: Eukaryota; Metazoa; Chordata; Actinopteri; Centropomidae. The record is from RefSeq and is a predicted model, not a curated record.